This is a messenger RNA of Kwoniella botswanensis, 534 nucleotides long. RefSeq lists its product as uncharacterized. The transcript has a single exon. NCBI's taxonomy places the organism in Eukaryota, Fungi, Basidiomycota, Tremellomycetes, Tremellales, Cryptococcaceae. Bases 1 to 534 code for a protein of 177 amino acids. The record is from RefSeq and is a predicted model, not a curated record.
AUGAGCUCGAGAAAUUCCAGGAAUGGUCCAACCGAGGUCCCUUCCAGCAAUGGUAGAGGUACUACUGCAACUGCAUACUCAGCUAAUCAAACUUCGACCCCUGCUCCUGAUACAUGGGAAUUUCAAGCUGGAACCAGGCGAGGUAUGCAGAACGAAGAUCGAGAGCUGGGGGAUAUCCAAGGUGACUGGAUCGUACAUCAUCGUACAGACUAUAGCGGCACUGAGAGAAUUAUCGAAGAGCCAGAAAGAUCUUACGACGCUAAUACUGGUACGAUUACACAUGCGGGGACAACUUACACCAGAGGCUCAAUCCUGAACGAUGAUUACGACGAACGAUUAUUGGUAUAUAAGACCUCGCUCGACGAACAGAUGAUUCCUAACGGACAGGAUUUCAUGAUUCGUGAUAUCUCCGAAUACCUUACUGGGACAUACAAUACUGGGAGAUACGAGUAUCUCAUGGCGAAAAACACCUCGAUUGGUAAAGAACGAUGGACAAAGAUGACUCCUCCAGUUUGGAACGAGAGGCCCCUCUAA